This is a messenger RNA of Telopea speciosissima, 3028 nucleotides long. RefSeq names its product L10-interacting MYB domain-containing protein-like. The record is from RefSeq and is a predicted model, not a curated record. Bases 102 to 2852 code for a protein of 916 amino acids. The transcript has 11 exons. NCBI's taxonomy places the organism in Eukaryota, Viridiplantae, Streptophyta, Magnoliopsida, Proteales, Proteaceae.
CCUUCGUUUCUAACUCUGCAACUGAGGCACCGGCAGCGCAGUGGAGUGCGAGCGAGAGUGUGACGUGCGACGGUUGGCUUCUUGUAGCAAGGAAAAAAGGAAUGGAAAAACAGAUGGAACCCUCUACAGUGCAUCUAGAGGUGUCAUUAGCCUCUAAUGACCAGAAUGAUGAUGUUGAGAAAAAGGAAGCCUUUACUGUUCCGACAGAAGUGUUGCUAGCCUCUAAUGAGAAGAAUGAUAGACUUGAACAGGUCAAGAGUGAGGACAACAGUGUGCUGCCAGAUGAAGGGGGAUUGCAGAGUGGCUGUAGUUUGGAAACCUCAAUAGGAAUGGAACAAGAGGUGGGGCCCUUUACAAUGCAGCAGGAAACAUUGUUAACUUCUGAUGAAAAGAAUGAUAAUGAGCAGGCCAGAAUUGAGGCUAAUGCGUUGAUGCCGAACGAAGGAAGCCUGCAGAAUGAUUGUAUUCCAGAAAGCGAGAUAGUAAUAAAACCAGAAAUUGAAUGCUCUACAGUGCAGCAUGAAGUGUUCUUAUUCUCUGAUAACAAGAAUGACAAGGUUAAGCAGUUUGGGGAUGGGGUUGACACAUUAGUGCCUUAUGGAGGCCUCCAGGAUGAUUUCACUCAGGAAGGCAAGACAGGAAUGGAGCACCAAGUAGAGUCCUCUGGAGUGCAACAGGAAGUAUUAUUGCAGACUUAUGACCACAAUGUUAAAGAUGAACUGGUUGGAAAUGCCGACCAUACUGUGAUACCAGAUGAAGGAAGCUGGCCAAAUGAUUACACGCUGGAAAGUUGGACAGAAGGAAAGGAUAACCAAGCCCCACCCAGUACUGAUCGCCUUAGAACUAUAUGGACACCGGCAAUGAACCGCUAUUUUAUUGACAUUAUGAUAGAACAAGUGCGCAAGGGUUAUAAGAUUCGCAAUACAUUUCAAAAAAAUUCAUGGGAGGAUAUGGUUGCUUCUUUCAACAGAAAAUUUGUUGGGUUACAAGUGGAUAAGGAGAUUCUACGAAAUCGAUCGAAAAAGUUGAGGCUACAACAUAAUGCUCUGAAAACUCUUCUUGACCAUAAUGGGUUUCACUGGGAUGAGACACGAAAAAUGGUCAAUGCAGAUGAUCGUGUCUGGAAUGAGUAUCUCAAGGCACACCCUGAAGCACAAUCAUACAGAAGAAAAUCAUUCCCAAAUUAUAGUGAUUUGUGUGUAAUCUUUGGGAGUGAAACCGCUGAUGGAAGAUUUGAGGGUUCAGGGCAGGAUGUAAAUAUCGCUUGCAACACCCCAGUUAUGAACACAGGUGUAGCAACCAAAAGUCUGCAUUCACCGGCUAUCUCAUUUGGCCACAAGGAUCAAUCCCUGGUGAGGUUGUCUCAAUUUGUUGAAGGAAUGGAUACUCAAUUCCCCAGUAGUAGUGAACGUUCGAGGACCAAUUGGACUCCAACAAUGGAUCGUUAUUUCAUUGACAUAAUGAUAGAGCAAGUGCAUAGAGGCUACAAGAAUGGUAAUAUAUUUCGUAAAAAAGCAUGGGAAGAUAUGGUUGCAAUGUUCAAUACAAAAUUUGGAUUCCAGUUGGACAAGGAGGUAUUGAGGAAUCGCCACAAAAAGCUGAGGUUGCAAUACAAUGCUAUCAAAACCCUGCUUGACCAUGGUGGGUUUUGCUGGGAUGAGACUAGACAAAUGGUGACAGCUGAAGAUAAGGUUUGGGAUGAUUAUCUGAAGGUUCAUUCUGAAGCACGAUCAUACAGAACCAAGACUCUCCUAAACUAUAGAGACUUGUGCAUCAUCUAUGGAAAUGAAACUCCUAAUGGAACAGUCAACUGCUUGGUGCAUGAUGUGAACCUUGACAGGAGUCCGGCAAUGAGGAUUGCUGGGGCACCAGGGGAUUUACAAUCUCCAGCUGUGUCUGCUGCCCAUGGAGAUCCAGGUGUGGUAAGGUCUUCUCAGUUUGAAGGAAUGGAUGACCAAGAUCCUCCUACUAAUGAUCGUUUGAAGACUAAAUGGACACCACCAAUGGACCGAUAUUUCAUUGAGUUGAUGAUGGAUCAAGUUAAUAGAGGGUGUAAGGUUGGUAAUGCAUUUAAGAAAGAAGCAUGGGCACAAAUACUUUCAUUGUUCAAUGCAAGAUUUAGGUUGGAGUUGGAUAAGGAGGCUCUUAGGAACCGGUACCGGAAAUUGAGAAUGCAAUAUAAUGCUUUGAAAACUCUUCUAGACCAUGGUGGCUUUCUCUGGGAUGAAACACGACAAAUGGUGACAGCUGAUGAUAAUGUUUGGGAUGAUUAUCUAAAGGGACACCCUGAAGCACGUUCAUAUAGAACUAAAACAGUACCAAACUAUAAUGAUUUGUGCGUGAUAUAUGGACAUCCAACUACUGAUGGAAGGCAGAGCUGCUCUGAACAUGACGUAGAUCAUAAUGGCAUGCCCGGAAUGGAGAUUGAAGUAUGGGAAGAGCCAAUAUCUCCACUAUCUGCUGCCCAUGGAGAUCCACUUGUUGACACACAGGAGUCAUCGUCACAUUCUGAUGAGGCUAUGGAGAUCUCUAAUCAACGGAACAAGCGCCCAUUGGCUCUCCCGUCCACCCUAGAACAUUCUAGAAAAAUGCAGAGGCUCAGUGACCAGAGUAUGGUAGAUGCUCUUCGUGAAAUGGCAAUUGCUGUUACUUCACUGGCAAAUAAGAGAGAGAAUGGUUCGUCCAACACUUUAGAAAAUGUGGUUAAUGCUCUUAAGGCUACACCAGAUGUAGAUGAAGAUCUUUUUCUUGAUGCUUGCGAUCUUCUGGAAGAUGAACAAAAAGCAAAGAUGUUUCUUGCUUUGGAUGCAACAAUUAGGAAGAAGUGGUUGAUGAGGAAGCUUCGUCCAUAGUUGCCUUGGGGUUGCUCUAGUUUUUUGGAUUUUUUUGUUUAUUUGUGUUUUUGGACCAUGGGCAUCUAACAUUUUUCAUAGUGUAAUCCACUGUUGAAUCAUUUGGCCGGAAGAUAUUUUAUGAUCCAUUUAGUUAUUGACGAUUUAUUAUGAUCCACUCAAGCUUGUUAUUGAUG